This is a messenger RNA of Marasmius oreades (fairy-ring Marasmius), 1470 nucleotides long. RefSeq lists its product as uncharacterized. Bases 1 to 1470 code for a protein of 489 amino acids. Gene Ontology annotation, molecular function: histone binding. Gene Ontology annotation, biological process: regulation of gene expression. The record is from RefSeq and is a predicted model, not a curated record. The transcript has 9 exons. NCBI's taxonomy places the organism in Eukaryota, Fungi, Basidiomycota, Agaricomycetes, Agaricales, Marasmiaceae. Gene Ontology annotation, cellular component: nucleus; Rpd3L-Expanded complex; cytoplasm.
AUGAAACCGCAAGUCGAGGAGGUUGAAGAUGAUUUGGGUGCUGAGGAGGAAAACAAGAUAAUCAAUGAAGUGCGGUCCUACUUGCCUCGUUGUUUUUGUCUUGUCACUGACUCUCGCUGCGUUAACCUAAAGGAAUAUAAAGUCUGGAAAAAAAAUGCGCCAUAUCUUUACGAUCUAGUCAUUACGCAUGCUCUUGAUUGGCCGUCCUUGACAUGCCAGUGGUUUCUGGACAAAGAAUCGCCGCCCAACAAAUCAUACUCAAUCCAUCGUCUUCUCCUCGGCACCCAUACCUCUGGUCAGGCACGAGACUACGUCCAAAUCGCGACUGUAUCGAUACCCAAACGCGAUUCGUCUGCCUCUGCACAAAAGCUUUCUCGUAGCGACUACGAUGAUACGCGUGGAGAGCUUGGGGGACACACUAUCCCACCUGCCCCCAGAAUUCAAGUCAUUCAGAAAAUUAAUCAUGAAGGAGAAGUCAAUCGCGCAAGGUACAUGCCUCAAAACCCGGAUUUGAUUGCUACGAAAGCUGUUAGCGGGGAAGUACUUGUUUUUGAUCGGACGAAACAUCCAAGUGAACCAGAGAAGGAUGGGGUAUGCAAACCAGAUAUCAGGCUGAUUGGACAGAAGCGGGAAGGAUACGGUCUUUCAUGGAAUCCCACGAAGUCUGGUCAUGUCUUGGGCGCGUCGGAAGAUAUGACUGUGUGUCAUUGGGAUGUCAACUCGUACACUAAAGCAAAGACUUCAAUCGAGCCAACAACUGUCUUCAAAGGCCACUCGUCGGUGGUUGGGGAUGUUGACUGGCAUGCAACACAGGGGACUGUUUUUGCCAGCGUUGGUGAUGAUAAAAUGCUCAUGAUUUGGGAUACAAGAACGCCGGGUGAGCCGGUAACCAAAGUUCAAGCUCACGAUCGGGAAGUCCUCUGCGUCGCGUGUAGUCCUGCGUCUGAGCACCUAAUCGCUACGGGAAGUGGCGACAAGACCGCGGCCCUGCAUGAUAUUCGCCAACCGACCAAGAAACUUCACGUCUUUGAAGGCCACGCAGAUGAAGUUCUCAACUUGGCAUGGUCACCACACAAUCCCACAAUCUUUGCAUCGGCAGCGGGUGAUAGAAGAAUAAACGUUUGGGAUUUGUCGUUGAUUGGACAGGAGCAGACGCCUGAUGACCAAGAGGAUGGACCGCCGGAAUUGCUGUUCGUACAUGGAGGACAUACCUCUCGGCCUACUGACUUAUGUUGGGCUCCUGGAGAAGGAGAGAAUUGGACUGCUGCUAGCGUAUCGGAAGACAACGUUGUGAUGGUCUGGCAACCAACGAUGAGGGUAUGGGCGGGUCCUGAGGUCAAGGUUGAUCCAACUGAAUUGGAGGCGGAUAGUAUGGAGGGGAUUGAGGAUUUGGAAAAUAACGGGAAAGGGAAGCAAAGGGAAAAAGAGGAGAAGGGAGACAAUGGAGAUGGCAAUGCUAUGGAGGAGUAA